Molecule: messenger RNA, 11177 nt
Organism: Cherax quadricarinatus
Lineage: Eukaryota; Metazoa; Arthropoda; Malacostraca; Decapoda; Parastacidae
Source: RefSeq, a predicted model, not a curated record
GACCUAAUUACCUCCCAUUCCCAUGACUUGAAUUUAACGUUAACUUAUGAUUAUUAUUGUAACACAAUUAUUAAGUGAAGUGAACUAGUAUGGUACAACUGCUGCUAUAUUCAAGGGCAGGCACUAUAUCUGUAAGUGCUUUGGGGAGGGAUAAGAGGUAAUCAGGUUUGAUCCGAGAUAGUUCCAAACUAAUAUCUCCUCAAGGGAGGCCUUUUGAUACCGGUGAGGGGCUCUUGAUCCAAAGAAUCGGAUGCGACAUCCCUUUCCUUGGGUCGAAUCUAAUUGCCUCACGUACCCCUAGGUACUCCCUUACAUAAUAAUAAUAAUAAUAUAGAAAGCCACUUGUUAUGCUAGCAUUUCGGGCAAAUUAGGUCACUGUCCCAGGAUGCGACCCACACCAGUUGACUAACACCAGGUACCCAUUUUACUGAUGGGGAACAUAGACAAUAGGUGUAAAGAAACACUCCCAAUGUUUCUACCCUGACUGGGAAUCGAACCCAGACACUCCCCGUGUGAAGCGACAGCUUUAGCCACCAGGCUACCAGAGCCUCCGGGUUUAGAGCUCCUUAAGAAUGUAGUACUAAUAACAAAGAAUUCGUGAAAAAAUGCUAUUUUUAAUAAGUAUUGGUGUAAUUUCAAAUGAACUGAUUUACGUGUUAUUGGAAAAUAGAUUUAUAAAUAUGUGCUCCAAAUAUAUGUAGGCCAUGUGCCAAAUUCCUUACAGCAAGUUGCCUAACAUUAAAUAAUAACUACUACAACAAUACAGGCAUAAAUUAACUAAUAUAAGACUGAAAAAAUACACACCAUUUUAAGUGUACAUAUGAAAAAAAUAUUACUUCACAUUGGGAAAUUUGGCACCAGUGUGAAUGUUUUCUUUGUGUAUUUAUGUACACUUGUGUGUACACUUGUGUGUGUAUGAGAGCAGACGACACAGCAGUUGUGUGUAUAUACAUGUGCGUAUAUGAGGGUAGUGUUGACGGGCCAGUCAGGGGGGAAGACAAGCUUGUGAUGAUAAGAACAUGACCUAAUGUCGAGUGGUGAUGAGGAAAUUGAAGAAGAAAUCCUUGAGCACGGUGAAGAUGCCAGCCUCUCUGACUCAAAAGAAGAGCUCUUUUUGCCUCCAAUUGUAGGUUUGCAGACAGAGGAAACAUCUAUUGUGAGUGACUUGUUGAAUUUAGGAGCUACAGCAGAUAAACAUGGUGACAUUGCUAAUACAAGACCUCUCUCUUUAGAGGUCAGAGGUCUGUUAAACCAAUCCUUGUACUUAGAGAGUAAUGAUGAUAAUGCAGAAAAUGUAUUCGACCUUCUGAAAAACAAAAAUGAAAAUUUCCAAAAAGAGAAGAAGCUGGGAGAGGAGGAGAAGAUGGAACCUAGCACAUCAUAUAACUCUUUAUCACAGCAUAUUGAUCAUUUAUCAAAAUCUCCCACUUUCAAAAGCCAUUCAGAAAGUGAUCAUAUAAGUUCUGCAGAUGCCUCUCCAGUAUCAAGUGAUUGGUCUGCUGAAGAUUCCAAAACUCAUAGCACUGGAAGUAAUAGUGAAUAUAUUGAAGAUAGAUCAGUGAGUGAAGUUGCAGUGAGUAUUCCUAAGCUGACUAUAUUUUCUUUUGAUUCAGCUCAUAAGGUUGGCAGCUUAGUCAAGCAAUUUAGUUUGCAAAAUGAUGAACCAAAUAAUAAAACUUCUGAAGCAGUCUCUAGACGACCAUCUUUACCUGUGACCCUUUCCCCAGCCAUAUCUUCUGAGGUAAACUCAUUUAUGUCACUGCAAAAUGGCAAGCAAAGUUCUUUAUUGUGUGAAGAGAACCCCAGUUCUUGUACAAGCAAAGACUGUGUGUCUGGUAAGAUUGGCUAUUUCAAUAGGCAAGAAAGGAAAGACUAUUCAUGUAAUAAAGGGCCUAGAAAAUCACCCAAAAAGCUUGGUAAAUUGUCUCCAAGAGUAAAAGAUUCGUUGGAAAAAAUUGGUGCGUGUUUGUCAAGAGGCUCAUCAGUAGACACUGAACUAGAUUUUGAGGAAAGAAAAAUUCUAAAGAGUAAAGAAAAUUUAACCUUUGAAAAAAUUACAAAGAACAUGUCAAAACAUUUACCAGCAAUUCAGAAGGAAAACACUCCAUUUCAUAAAAAUAAGUUAAAAGAUUUGUCACAGAAAAUGAAAGAAAAAAAUAUCAUCUCUCAAGAAAAAAUGGAAGAUUUGGGCGAUAUUGUACUUACACUUUCACAGAGUUCAUCGUGUUCUUCACUUAGAAAAUCAAAACAGACAUCAUCAUUAAGUGAAAAUAAUUGCAGUGAAAAAGAAAUCAGUCAGAUAAAAGCAUCCAGUAAGUUAGCAGCUGAAGACACAUGUGAUACAGAGGAAGAUGUAGAAGAUAUGCCAGUAGAUAAAGUACAAAAUUUGAUGGGCUGUAUAGAAGAGGAUGGCAACAUUUGUUUAAGUGAAGAUAAAUAUUUAAUAACACAUAGCCCACAUUCAUUCACUGAACACAGUUCUCCAGAGUUCUCCAAAUCAUCUGAAAUGUCUCCUGACAUUGGUGAAAAAGUUAGUUGCUUUUCAUCCAAAAGGAACUUUUCAGGAUCCAUUGGAGAGAGAAUCUCAGGCAGUCUUGACAUAAGCUUGGAGGAAAAUAGAGAUGCAGUUUCCAAGGAAAAAAUUAAUUUCUUUAGUGCUGAAAAUCUCUGCCACUCUGCAGUAGGUAAUGCACCUUCAACAGAAAGUUCAUUGUUGGAUACCUGUGAUGGUAAAAAUAUUAAAUUAGAUUCCAAAGUGGAUGAUGCCCUUAAAGUAGACAGUAGUUGUGCUUCACUGUCAUGCCAAGAGAAAGAGAGAGAUGUUCUGCAGGAGUCUGAAUGUCAAAGCCAGGGUGAUUUUCCUCCAAGCUUGGAAAAUGAAUCUUGUGAUGAGUUGUUAAAUUUAGACCUUAAUGACCACUCUGUUGAUGAGCUAUACUGUGAGGAUUUUUCUGAUGCCAGUGAGUUUGUCUUGGAAUUGAGAAGUAAGUCUCCGAUCUCUGCUAUAACUGAGAGAACAGAAGAAUCAGGACAAGAAAAUGAAAAAUUUAACUCUAGACAGGAAAGGGAAACAGACCUGUGCUCUGGUAGCAGUGGUGAUUUGCUGAAACGGACAGUUGAUGAUCCUAAUUCUGGAAGUGAGUGCCAAAGUGUUGAACAAAAUGUGCCCAAUGAAAGUGCCAUAGAACCAUUAAAUGAAAAGAACUUUCCAUCCCUUCCUCUUAAUAUAGUUAAUAAUGAUUCUAGUCACUUUACUGGUACCUCCCCCGUCCAAGGAGGCAGCUUAGUACAAACUCAGGAUUCCUUGCUAACAAGUAAUGAGCCAGUUUAUCCACAUUCUAGUCAGCAUUCUACAAAUGCAGUUGGCCAGUAUAGUUCUAAGUCUGGAACAAAAGCAAAAUUACCCCUUUUGAAUAGUAGUCUUAUUGUAGAUAAAAUUGAGAAAAGUGCCACCCCACCAUUAUCACCUACUAUUAAGACUCCAUGUGGUCCAGUGCGAACUACUUUACACCGUAAUUCAUCACGGAGUAUGCACAACCUGACCUCAAACCAUGGCUCGGUGUGCAAAAGUCAGGGAUUAAAAAGUCGUUCUAUGAGUGUAAGCAGUGAUAAUUUAGAUGGAAAUAGCUUGAGAGCAAAGUCUCUCUCUCCUGGUCCUAUUCCAAGGCAAAAAAUUAAAUGCAACAUUGAGUCUGGAUGUCAAGGCAGUUUGAAUCGUCGCUGUGUUAGUGCUAUAGCAUUAAAUGAGAAUGAUGGUCAGGUCAAUUUGAAAAGAAACAGGAGUUUUAGCUUAAAUAAAUUAAAUAGAUCUAGGAGCUCUAGUAUGACAAGUUUAGCAAGUUCUAAAAAACUUGAUUAUAGCCAAGUUCCAAGUAAAGUUCGGCAGUACAUUAAAGAUGUUAAAGAUAAAGAUAUAAGAAAUUCUACGAGAUCUCUUCCCUGUACACCAGCAAGAAAAACCAAACCACAAGUGACUUCUCAAGCUGUAGUUUCAGAUGAAACAUUGUUUAGGGAGUUGCCUCAUUUUGAUGAUGAUGAGAUGCCAGAUGAUAUAAGAAAGAUAAGAGACCAGAUAUUUGGGGAAAAUAUUGAUCCCAAAAAGCUUGAGAAUAUUUUAAAGAUGUUGAUACUUGAACGCAAGUCACGCCAUGCAAGUGAUGCAACUCUUGCUGCUUUGCAACUGCAUUUUGAUAAUUUGAGUGCCAGGUUUGCUGAAAAGGAAAAUGAAAUUGAUCGACUUCGUUUUUACAAGGACAUACAUAUAAAUAAAGGCUACACUCUAUUAUUUAAAGCUGAAGAAGACAGAAGAAUUAAUAGUGGUAGGUCUUCUCAUAACACAACACCACCAAACACCCCUAGCAGAUCUCAUUUUGCUUCACCCAACAUAUCAGGAAGAAGAUCAUCUUACCAAACGACUCCUCCAAACACUCCAAAUAUUAGAUCGCUAUCACCUAACUUAUCCCACUCCAAUCUUAUAAAAGCCACCUCUACACCUAUUGCUGACCCAAACUUGAGCUUUGCUUAUGGCUCCAGUAAUUCACAUGUAUUCCAAGAUAGCAUCCCAGGGGAUGCUUCAAGAAAUCACCGGUCCAUGGAAAGUAAGGAAAUAAGUAGCGGGUACUUAAAAGAUGAAGAUGGAAGCAGGGACUUUAAGAAUGAUGAGAGAAACAAAGACUUGAGCAAAGAGAGAAAUGGGGACUUGAAUAAUGAAGAGAGAAGUAGGGAUCUGAUGAAUGAAGAGAGAGGAAGUAACAUGAAGAAAGAAGAGACAAAUAUGGGCACUGAGAAUCGAGUAAGAAUCAGGGACCUUGAGAGUUGGGAAACAAGCAGAGACUUUGGGAAUGAACAAAGAAACCGGGACAAGAAGAUAAGUUCUUCUCGGGACGAAAUCAAUCUUCAGUUGUGGAUGAAGGAUGCUCAAACUGUUCUGAAGAGGAUAAAAGAGUUUGCUCUGCUGGAGGGAAGUGCUGCACUACAACAGAGUGAAAGAAACAUCAUCUGGCAUAGCAUUUUAGAUCAGUAUUGGCGCUUGUCGUAUCAGUUUCCAUUGCUGACACUCUUGGCAUCCUCACAUGAACCGGGUAUUUUGCUCCAGGACCUUGGACUAGCCUUACAGGCAACUGCUCGUAGAUUUGAUCUUGACCUUGUGGCUAGACAACAUCAAGAGAGAGGUGAACCGGUUAAGUCUGAUCUCGAUAAAACUUUUUGCACUGAUGAUGAUAAUGGAAAGAAAGGUCAUGAGAGAAUUGUUGCAGAUGGGUAUAGGAAAUUUAAUCCAGAUGAUAGUGGUAAUUAUGAAACUCAAAAAGGUGUUGGUGAAGCAAGAGAAGAACUGUGCCAUGACUUGGAUAAUAAUAUACAAAGUGCACCAAAUAAGGCUGAGACUCACAGUCGCUUAAGUAGUAAAGUAGAUGAUAUACAUAAGGAAGGAAGCAUGUGCACAGUGCAGUAUUCUCCAAAGAAGUUAUGGAAGGAGCAGUUUGAUUUGCCAAAAGAUGUUACAAAAAUACUCGAUACAAAGGAAAAUCGAACUCUGAAGAACCAGCAACACACUGAUACUAGCAAAGCUUCUGUUCUUUCUUCUGAUGUUUCAAAUGAAGCUCAUCAGCAGAAUCUUAAUAAAGUUAAAGAAACUUCAGGGAUAACACCUGCAUAUGAUUCGGACCCUGUUAUGAUGGGAUGCCCAUUUAGCAGUAGACCUAUUACUGAGAGUAUCAAGACGAGCCCUUUCAAUAUUUAUAGUCCAGCUCACUCGAGGGAAUCGCUGAAGACUGUUGGGCCUCUGGAGAAGGUAAAGUUAUGGCAAGCAUCACUGAAUGACCCAGACAUGCCUAUUGCUACAUAUGAGUCAUCAAAUGUCAGUCCAGUUCCAUCUAUUGUAUCUUUGCAUUCUAGCCAGUCAUUUGAUCCUCAUGUUGAUGCAGUCACCAGCUUGACUGACCACCAAAUUAUUGAUAUUCAAACUCCAAACAAAACUGGCACAAAUCUUAUGCUAGAUCAUGCUGCUAGUGGAAGCUCUAGAAGUGUAAGAAACAAAAAAAAUGAUUAUUCACAGCCUGUUCACAGCGUUGACUGCAGCUCUCUUUUGCCAUCUGAUAGAUUAGAGUGUGAUCUUCCAAAGUGUUCAUGGAGGAGUAACAGUGUGACACCUCGCCUGCCAUGGGAAAGGACAAUUAAAGUCCGUGACCUUGACAGUGGAUGCCCUGGCUCAGAACAAAGCACGAGGAUGAGCCAUAAUGCAAGUCUUGAGCAGCCAGAGCAGCUUGAGAUGUCAAACUUUCAUUCAGGCUUAGAGGCUAUAAGUAAUGGUAAAAUGGCAUCAGCUACAUUGGCAGAGCCUCAAAUCUGUCCACCUGAAGAACAUGCUAAUGGUAAUAGGAAUGUAAAUAAAAGUAACUCCAAAAGUAGUGUACAUUCUCAUCAUCAAGACAAAAAUUCAAAUGAUAAUGCAGGUGCAUCACCAUCAAGUGAGCUUGUUAAUAUGGCAUUUCCAGACUUUGGAGAGUGUCAAGGUACAGAUUUAACUGUGACUGACACUGAUAGAAAAAACAGAACCUUAUCUGCUAGCAGAAGUAGCAACAACAGCUCAAAAAAUAAAAUAGAUAAAAAUUACGGUCAGAGUGAACUGCAGAGUGCUGUUCAGAAGCACAGACACGGAAGACCGGUGAGUGCCAGCUUCAGCCUGAGAGAUGAUUAUUGUAGAGGAGACAAGAGUAGAAACUCUGACAUAAAUGAGACAGCUGUUCAUGAAAGAGAUCUAUAUAGCCAAGAUACAGAUUCUGUUAGUGAACCUCCAUAUAUAAAUCAAAGCAUGAAUUCAAGGAAAAUGAUAGAAAAGGGAUCUCGAGUAUCAAAAGAAAGAAGUAAAGACUGGCGCAAUGAUCAUGAUGUGGCUGCCUUGGUAGGGAAAGAACAAAUUAAAAGGAGCAAGGAGCUUUUGCCUGUUGAGCAUGGCUUACUGAAGCAGUCAAAUUCUAACAAAUACAGUGCAAAAUAUAUUAGUGGAAACAAUUCUAACCUGUCAGGUACAUCUACAAGCUCACCAGCUUCGUCUAAUAUUUAUAAUAACAUAUCAAAACUUAAAAGAGAUCUGAAUGUCAUAAAAUCGCAGAUGAUGAAUCUUACAAGUGAGAUCUUCCACAGCAAAAGAAGAAAAGAAGAGCUGAGUAAUACAAGUUCAAAUAAUCUAAGUUCCAAGGUGAAAAGAAGACAGAAGCCUAUAAAGGCAUUAGAUAUGUCUGUUCAUUCAGAAGACUCCGAAUUUGACUCGAGUAUCACAUCACCAGAUCCUUGUCAAGCACAGCAAUCAUCUAAGAAUCAUGUGCCUAAGAGCUCUAGAUUGAGACCUGCCACAGUUACCAAGACAGAAUCAAGGAACAAUACAAGAGAGGAUUUUGAAAAACACUGCAUAUCUCCUUUAGUGAACAAUAACUUUCAUGAUUCUCAGCAAAAUACAAGUAUGCAGCUUACAAAUUCUUCUUUAGAGGAGCUUUCUGAAUCAGUGUUUGCCAUUUCUAAGAUUGGGAAAUUGCCCAGGAGCACUCCUAAAAACAAGAAAAGUCCAUCCAAAGAGAGAGCAACAACAAUGCCAUCCUGCCAAUUAAAUAACAAGACUCUUAAUGAAGAUAUGGUAAUAAAGCCUGGAGAUAAAAUGAGGAGAAAACUAUUUAGUGAAAAACAGACAGACAUUACUACAAGUAAUAUUAAACAACCUCCAUUUGAUCACACUAGCACUAAGCAUGUUUCAGUGCAGACAGAAAAGAGUGAUAAUAAGGUUACUCUCAUUUAUGAGUCAGUACCAACUGCAGCUUUAACUCAUGAUAAACUUAGUAAGACCAACACUGAUGACACUCUCACCGAACACCAGAGAAGCCAGUUUGCCCAAGCCACAGAUGAACGACUCCUAAAUACUACAGCACCAGUCAUAUACAUUCAAAAUUACAACUGUGGAAAUGAAGCUUCUAAGAUAUGCUCUGAUGGGGAUGAUGCGCACAAAUCUAAACGCAGUGAUGAUCAUUGCAAACACAGACGAAGUGGCAGUGCACAUGAAUUGAUGGUUUCCCUGGAUGAAGCCACUACCUUAGCAGAGAGACUACGUCUGAGGUCUGAGAGUAUGUUAUCAUACUUAAAUUUGCACUUUUCCGUCCACAUGGAUCAGAAUCAGUCUUGAAGUACAAGUUUUGCUUAAUGCUAUCAGAUGUAGCAUGUUUUAUAUCUCUGGAAAUAUCAGUAGGGCUUGUGUGGUGGUAAUCACAUGAAUUGUAGUUGAGCUUACGUUGACUCUAGAUUUAUUGUGAUACCAUUAGUACAGCUUAAUAGCCUUUUCAUAUAGUCUUAUGAUUCAUAUCUGCAAGGUUGAAAUGUAGAGGUGAGAAAAGUUCAGCGCAGUAGUGUGUUCAGACAAAUUCAACAUUCUUCCAGAUUGGUAGUAGGUUUUUAGUAAGAUAUGAAAAUUAAUAUAUAUUGCAGGUCUUAUUUUAGUACUGUACUUUGCAAAAUUUGAUUGUCUAAAAUAUAUAUUUUAUUUAUGAGCACAUAGAUACAUGUAUGUUUUUAUACACAGUGUAUGUAUGUAUAUAUUUAUUUAUGACUUAAAAAUGUUGGAAAGGAAGAAAAAGUUAGCGUAUGAGAGUUUUUUUACAAUGAAAAAAUGAUGUAUGGAAGGUAGCAUAUAUUGAGAGAAAAAAGUGAGGUAAAAUGAAUGGUGAAUGAGUGCAGAAGAAGAACCAGUGGAAGAAUGAGUGGGUAUUUAUCAUCAAAUUCUUCUAAGAAUGAGGAGUACUUUUGGAGAUAAAUUAAUACAGCCUCUCCUCAUUUAGAGAUGUACAUACUCGUUUACCAACGACUCGGACUUAGGACGGGUUCUCUGACCAGUAUGCAUACCUAUAUAAUGUAUAUUAGAGUUGAUUUCCUCUAUUCUGAUUAUUACAAUAUACAAUACAUUACUGUAUAAACAUUUAAAAAUAUACCAGAAAUGUUAUAAAUGGUGCAAAGGUGACAUUAAAACAAUAUCAAAGAUGGUUGACACAAACCCACUACCAUUAUAGUAUGCUUCUCAUGUAACGAUGAAUUCAUUUACCAACGUGGUCUUAGGAACAGAACUCCAUUGUUGAGUGAUGAGAGGCUGUAUGCUAAAAAGGCCUGGAGAGCAAAUGGAGUUGCCAGAUAAAAAUGGAAGAGGGAGGAUGUUUAAUGGGGAGGAGAAUGCACCGAAACAAUGAAGAUAAUUUUGAGGAGUUACUAAAUGUUGAUGAUGAAAGGGAGGCAGUGAUAUCAUGCCUUGAGCAGGGAAGAAUAAUAUCUGGUAUGAGUAUGGAAGAGUCAGAAGUGAGUGUGGAAAAAGUGUACGAGGCAGUAGGUUGAAUAAGAGGGGGGGUAGUUCAGCUGGGACAGAUGAGAUUAAAACUGAGAUGUUAAAAGCUGGUGGUGUUAUAGUUCUGGUGUGGUUGGUCUAUUUGUUCAAUAUAUACAUGAGAGGAUUUACAGAGAGCUUGCAUAGUUCCUUUGUAUUAGAGAAUGGGGGACAAGAGAGUAAGAACUACUGUAUAGGACAAUAAACAGACAGGAUUGUAGAGAAACAAGAAGGAAUCAAGAAAGGUAGGGGAUGUAUACACCAAGUAUUUAUAUUGUUGCACAUAAACAAUACUUAGAUAAGGAUAAGAAACUGUUUAGUUAUAUUUUUGGAUUUAGAGAGGGCUCAUGAUAGGGUGAAUAGUGAAGCAGUGUGGUAGAUGUUGCAUAUGUAUGGAAUAGGUAGUACAUCAGUAAAAAACUUUUUAUGAUAGAGUGAGCUCAAGAUAGUAUAUAUAGGAAAGAAAUGGACCAUUUUCCAUCAAAAUUAGGUCUUAGACAGGGAUGUCUGAUGUUACCACAGUUUAAUAUAUUUAUAGAAGGGGUUGUAAAACAAGUAAAUGGUAGGGUGUUGGAGAGAGGUGUGUGAUUAAAAGAUAAUUAACAUGACAUGAAAUAGGAUUUGUCACAUUUGUUCUUAGUUGAUGUCACUUCUUUUGGGAGAUUCUGAAGAGAAGUUACAAAUGUUUGUGGAUGACUUUGGGAGGGCGUAUGAAAGAAGUAAGCUAAGAGUGAACACGGAAUAGAGCAAGGUGAUAUGAAUAAUAAAGAGUUUAAGCAAUAAAAAAAUUGGAUAUCAGAUUGGGAGGAGGGAGUAUAGAGAAAGUGAAUAUAUUUAGAUAUUUUGUAGUGGAUAUGUUGAUAGAUGGGUCUGAAAAAUGAGGUGAACCAUAGAAGAAAGUAGGUGGAGUGUUGAAAUUAGUUUGCAGAAAUUAAAAGAUGGUGUAGAGUUAUAAAAGAUACUUUAUUAGCCAGAGAUUAGUUGAGAUGGUUUGGGCAUUUAGAAGAAUGGAGCAGAAGUGGAAGGCAGGAAGGGUAGAGAUCAUCUUAGGAAAGAUUGAAAGGAGGGUGUAAAGGAGGUUUUAAGUGGUAGGGGCUUAAAUGUCCAGCAAGUGGUUUUAGGUAUUUAGACAUGUUGGAAUGUAAACAAGGUAACAUGAAGGGAUUUAAGGAAACCAGUUAGCCAGACUUGAGCUGAAGUGAGAGGUACAGUGCUUGCAUAUUGAAGCAGGGGUGGUGAUAUUACUGCUUGGAAGGGGCCAUUCAAACUGUGAUGUCUACACACCUCUGGAAAGACACUUAUUGAAUGAAUGAUGGUGAAUGUGCCUUUUUUUUUUUUUGAAGGGGGGUGGGGCCACCCUGCCUUGGUGAAAGACAGCCAGUGUGAUGUAAAAAAAAAUGUACUUCAUCAUAUUAAGAACUUGGAAAUUCCAAAGAUUUGGUUGUCAAGCACCUGCCUCUGAGUACACCAGAAUUAAAAUAUCUCUUGAUUAUAUUGUUUAAGAUGAUACUGAGUCUGUGGAUUUUUUGCUGUGUACUAUAUACAUACAUAGUACAGUAUAUGAAUAUUCAGUAUAUUUGCUGUUGCACGAGUAGCAGCAGCAUUCACCUGAAUUUUGGUAACUGAAAAUGUGUUAAGGUGCUAUGUAAUUUUUUUCUGUUCGAUUCAGGUUUUUGUUUUCUUAUACUAUAUGCAUGAAGCAUUUUAAGGUAUUUCUUGAAGAUUGAGACACUUAUGCACCAUAUGGGAAUCUUUAUUUAGGAAACGUUUUGCCACACAGUGGCUUCAUCAGUCCAAUACAAAGCAGAGAGGUGCAAGAAGAGGA